GUAAUAAUUAAAUUAAUAAAAAAUAAUUUUUAUUUUAUUUUAUUUAUGUACUAUUUAAAUCACUGUUGUAUUUUUUGAAUGUUAAAGACUGUAGGAAAAUGUUUGGCUGGUUUUCUGUACGGAGGUUGCCUGUAUCAUGUGAGCUCUGAGUACUUUUUCUGCCUCAUUAAAUGUGAAGGGGAUUCAAUGUAUCCGACCAUUAAUGCUGAUCCAGCAGUUAAUGAUCAUGUAUUGGUCGAAAAAUUCUGGUCAAGUAGAAGACGGAAUUACAAAAAAAAUGACAUCAUUGUCCUCACAUGCCCUGAUGAGCCCGAGAAACUAAUUUGUAAAAGAAUCAUUUUUGUCGCUGGGGAGGACACACCCAAAACCUCGCCUUCGGUUCCUCGUUGCCAUGUGUGGGUGGAAGGUGACAAUAAAGAGUUUUCACACGAUUCACGUAUUUUUGGACCCGUCCCACUGGGUCUGGUGCAGGGUCGGGUAAUAUUAAGAGUCUGGCCCCCUCGGAACAUUGGCUGGAUCACAUGACAGAUGAACUUUCACUUAAAUUCAAUAUUAAUAAUGUACAAAUAAAAUCAGCAUAAUUAAUUAAUAAUAAGU
This is a messenger RNA of Amphimedon queenslandica, 597 nucleotides long. Its product is annotated as mitochondrial inner membrane protease subunit 1-like. Lineage: Eukaryota; Metazoa; Porifera; Demospongiae; Haplosclerida; Niphatidae. Gene Ontology annotation, cellular component: membrane; mitochondrial inner membrane peptidase complex. Bases 79 to 525 code for a protein of 148 amino acids. The transcript is spliced from 4 exons. The record is from RefSeq and is a predicted model, not a curated record. Gene Ontology annotation, molecular function: serine-type endopeptidase activity.